AUGAGCGACAACGUCGUACGCCUCAACACCACACAGACACAGGAGAUCAUGCUACGAUACUUUGGUUUCGGCUCGGGCACCUCGGCGGCAGCGCCGUCAGCUGCCCUGAACCUGCCGGCGUCGUGGUACAGGAGCCCGGCCAUGUACGAGCUUGAGCGCCGCGCCGUAUUCUCGCAGCGCUGGAUCCUCAUCACGCACCAGCACAGAUUCUCCAAGGCCGGCGAUUUUCACACCUCCACGCACGCCGGCUUCUCCUUUUUCCUCGUACUGGACCGUGAGGGGAAUAUCAAUGGCUUCCACAACAUGUGCAGGCAUCGCGCAUACCCAAUAUUCGAGAAGAAGUCGGGCACGGCCAGCAUCCUGAGCUGCAAGUACCACGGCUGGUCCUACGGACUGAAAGGCAACUUGGCUAAGGCGCCGCGGUUCGACACGGUCGAGGGUUUCGACAAGUCAAAGAACGACCUCUUGCCCAUCCACGUCUACAUCGACCCGUGCGGAUUCAUCUGGGUCAAUCUCGAGGCUAGCAAGACACCCUCCAUCAGCUGGGAAAAGGGGUUCGCCGGCUCCGAUAUGGAUAUUGCCGCCAACUGGAAGAGCCUGAUCGACAACUCCAAUGAGUGCUACCACUGCCCCACGUCGCAACCGCUCAUCGCUGGGGUGUCAGACCUCACGCAGUCCAGCGUAGACCCCAACGCCAGCAGCCUCGAGCACACCAUUGUCAACAAGCAAGGGUCCGACAAGGACCUCCAGCGCUCCAUUCCCUUUUUUUACCCGAGCACCUCGGCCACCGUGACGGACAACUUCUUCUACAUCCAGCGAAUGCUUCCCGUGACGGCAACCACGAGCCGAGUCGAGAACGAGGUGUUCAGGCACAAGAACGCCACCGACAAGCAGUUUGAGGAUAUCAACAAGUUCUACCACCAGGUCCUGAGCGAGGACAAGGACCUGUGCGACGGGGCGCAGAAGAAUAUGAACGCUGGGGUGCUUGUCGCGGGGGAGCUGCAUCCGGAAAAGGAGAGAGGCCCGCUGUACUUUCAGCAUGCUGUGCGCACCCAGAUCAUGGCGCACAGAAAGCUCGAGGAGGAGACGAACGGCGGGCGCGAGAUCUGCCCGGCCGUCCCCAAGAUGGACGGCACCAAGUCGUCUCUCGAGGAGAAUGUGGACUUUUGCGCGAGUCUGGAUGCCGCGGCGUUAGAGUUUUUCGACAGCGAGUGGAACUUUAUCGGUUCUAAGAGCGACCUCGUCCAUGCCAUUUCUGAAAUGACCAACAUAGACGAGGCCGUGCUCGAAGGCGCACAGUCUCUGGCAUCGAUUCCCGUGGGACGCAAGAUAUCCUGA
This is a messenger RNA of Microdochium trichocladiopsis, 1338 nucleotides long. RefSeq names its product Rieske [2Fe-2S] iron-sulfur domain-containing protein. The transcript has 5 exons. The coding region runs from base 1 to 1338 and encodes 445 amino acids. Lineage: Eukaryota; Fungi; Ascomycota; Sordariomycetes; Xylariales; Microdochiaceae. Gene Ontology annotation, molecular function: iron ion binding; 2 iron, 2 sulfur cluster binding. The record is from RefSeq and is a predicted model, not a curated record.